Molecule: messenger RNA, 3147 nt
Organism: Corythoichthys intestinalis (scribbled pipefish)
Lineage: Eukaryota; Metazoa; Chordata; Actinopteri; Syngnathiformes; Syngnathidae
Gene: trpc4apa
Product: transient receptor potential cation channel, subfamily C, member 4 associated protein a
Exons: 18
Coding region: 44-2368 (774 amino acids)
Biological process (GO): ubiquitin-dependent protein catabolic process
Cellular component (GO): Cul4A-RING E3 ubiquitin ligase complex
Molecular function (GO): phosphatase binding
Source: RefSeq, a predicted model, not a curated record
AUGCACUUCCUGCCUGAGAAGCUCACUUCAGGAAGAAGAAAUAAUGGCGACGCUUAAGGGCUCCGAGAGCCACUCUACGGGGGCAAAACAAAGACAUUGCAAAAGUAAUAUCGUAAUCAAGUUGACGGAGAGUCAAAUCACAGGGCAGACUUUUAGUCGUGGGACACAGCUCCCAGGGGGUCUCCUUCAGGAGAGGGACACGCGGGCCAAAUGGCAAGGCAUUCCUUCAUUGCUACAGAAGCUCUACGAGAGCAGUCAUCCCAACAGUGACCUUGCCAAUGCCCAUGGCCUAGUUAAGGUGUUAUCAUCACAACUGUCCAUGGAGGCCAUGUCUUUUGUCACAGAGGACAGAAAGACUGCUCAGGAAUCCACCUUCCCCAACACGCACACCUUUGACCUCUUCGGUGGAGUACAUCUGCUAGUAGAGAUCUUGAUGAGACCCACGCUAACUAUGCAGAAGAAAAAGCCCAAAAUGAAUGAUGAUUUGGUGAAAGACUGCCUUAGUGUUCUCUACAAUUGUUGCAUCUGUACGGAAGGUGUGACAAAAAGUCUGGCUGCUCGGGAUGACUUUGUUCUUUUCCUUUUUACUCUGAUGACGAAUAAGAAGACCUUCCUUCAGACUGCAACUCUCAUUGAAGACAUACUUGGAGUUAAGAAGGAGAUGAUCCAUUUAGAGAGCAUCCCAAAUUUGUCAGGACUUGUACAGAGUUUUGACCAGCAACAGCUGGCCAACUUCUGCCGCAUCCUGUCAGUCACCAUUUCGGAGCCUGACUUGGGCAACGACGACAAGCACACCCUGUUGGCAAAAAAUGCCCAGCAGAAACGCAACUCGAGUCCCUCGCGGGCAGAGGUCAAUCAGGUCACCUUGCUGAACAUCCCCGGAUUUAUCGAGCGUCUUUGUAAGUUGGCCACUAGGAAAGUGUCAGAGGCCACCGGGGCCAACUUCCUGCAGGAGCUGGAGGAGUGGUACACUUGGCUGGACAAUGCUCUGGUGCUGGACGCCCUCAUGCAGAUGGCGACGGAGGAGGCAGAACAAAGCAGCACAGAAUCAUCCGAUGAAAGCUCACUGGCUACCAGCCCACUGAGACAUCGUCUGCCCCCUUCUAUGAAAAUUGUCCAUGAGAUUAUGUACAAAGUUGAAGUGCUCUACGUGCUGUGUGUGCUUCUCAUGGGCCGACAGAGGAAUCAGGUUCACAGAAUGCUAGCUGAAUUCCGUCUUAUCCCAGGUCUUAAUAACCUGUUUGACAAGCUCAUCUGGAGGAAAUACACAGUAUCAAACCAUGUGGUGCACGGGCAGAAUGAGAACUGUGACUGUAGCCCGGAAAUCUCUUUCAAAAUCCAGUUUUUGCGUCUUCUCCAGAGUUUCAGUGACCAUCACGAGAACAAGUACCUCCUGUUGAAUAGCCAGGAGCUGAACGAACUGAGUGCCAUAUCCAUGAAGGCCAAUAUUCCUGAGGUUGAGGCUCUGGUCAACACAGACAGAAGUCUUGUUUGUGACGGCAAAAAGGGCCUACUUACACGCCUCCUCACCGUCAUGAAGAGGGAGCCUCCAGACUCAUCUUUCAGGUUCUGGCAAGCAAGAGCGGUGGAAAGUUUUCUGAGAGGUGCCACCUCCUACGCAGACCAAAUGUUUCUCCUGAAGAGAGGUCUAUUGGAGCACAUCCUGUUUUGCAUCAUCGACAGCGGCUGCACGUCCAGAGACGUCUUGCAGAGUUACUUCGAUCUGCUCGGAGAGCUCAUGAAAUUUAACAUUGAUGCCUUUAAAAGGUUUAACAAAUAUGUCAACACACCAGAGAAGUUCCAGGCUUUCCUGACACAGAUCAACAGUUCUUUAGUGGACUCCAACAUGUUGGUGCGCUGCAUCGUGCUGUCCUUGGACAGAUUUCAGAGCCAAACAGAAGAUGUUAAAGUAGUGGAGGUGCUCUCUGAGUGCUGUCUGCUGUCCUACAUGGCCCGAAUGGAAAACAGGCUGGCCUUCCUUUUCCGACUAGUCAACAUAAUCAACGUACAGACACUCACACAGGAGAAUGUGAGCUGUUUGAACACCAGUUUGGUUAUCCUCAUGUUGGCCCGCAGAAAGGCCAAACUGCCCUUUUACCUUAACGCCUUGCGUGAGAAAGAGUACGCUGAAAAGUACCCCGGCUGUCUGCUCAACAACUUUCGCAACCUCCUGCGCUUCUGGCAGUGUCACUACCUCAACAAGGACAAAGACAGCACCUGUUUGGAGAAUAGCUCAUGUAUCCCCUUCAGCUUCUGGAAGGAGACAGUGUCGGUCUUACUGGGCUCAGACAGGACUUCUCUGUGUGCCAUAGCCAGCUACAUCGACGAGCCCUUUAUGGAUCUGGACAGAGAUCUGUUGGACGAUUGACUGCCAACGAGUGCACAAUGCGCUGCGCUUUGGAGAGGGUUCCGGGGGUCGCGGGUAACGCGGGCGCCCGACGUUACUGUGGACUCCCUUGAGCUGAGCCAUCGAGGCGCCCGCUGGCUCACCUGUCUGCUCAACAUCAGCCUAAGCCCGACCCCGGCUGCUAUCUUUCCGCUACAAAGAAAGAGGCCCCACCCCGUAUCGAGCCGACGCUAUGACAAUGUAUGGACCUUUGGAAAUUACUCCUGUGUUGAUUGUUUGCUUUAGUUGGAACAAAAUAGCCUUUUUAUAUAAUCUUUACAAAAUGCUAUUAAAUGAAAGACUUUACACAGCCAACCAGAUGUGCAUCUAAAGGCUGCGUUCACGCCCACACAAGCUCUGUCCUUCAGUACAACUCCAUGGCCUCAAGGGGGAACGGAACAUCUUCUCAGCGGACAACAUCUUAAUUUCCUCUCACUUUCCUUGUCUCCGUUCAUAGGUGAUGACUGUUGAUUGGUGCUUUCUUGCCAGACCAGCACAUUUAUUUUUCGCGGGGCUCUUUGUUUAAAAUCCUCCGUUCUGUCGAAGCUUCCUAAGCUUCUCCUAGGGAUAUUUUUUUGUCUUGUUAAAAACAAUGGCUUUUAGCUCCGGAUUAACUGUAGAAUAAAAUGCUGCACAGAUCCAUUUGUUUUUAUUGUGUAUCAUAACCUUUUUGUUGAUUAAACAUUUUCUUUUUGUAACAGAAUUUGUAUGGUUGUUGUGAGAGAUGCUUUGGGAAGAGAAUAAACUAUGCAGGCACUAGA